Lates calcarifer (barramundi perch) is the source of this 2234-nucleotide messenger RNA. It is a transcript of the gene six7, whose product is annotated as SIX homeobox 7. The record is from RefSeq and is a predicted model, not a curated record. Gene Ontology annotation, molecular function: DNA-binding transcription factor activity, RNA polymerase II-specific; RNA polymerase II cis-regulatory region sequence-specific DNA binding. Bases 222 to 920 code for a protein of 232 amino acids. NCBI's taxonomy places the organism in Eukaryota, Metazoa, Chordata, Actinopteri, Centropomidae. Gene Ontology annotation, cellular component: transcription regulator complex; nucleus. Gene Ontology annotation, biological process: eye development; regulation of transcription by RNA polymerase II. The transcript is spliced from 3 exons.
UCGCGCAUUGGCUUCCCUGAAACAUUUGCCCAAAUACCAGGAGAGACUCGGUUACAUAAGCGAGGCAGCAGAUAGAUGCUGCAAGUGUCAAGAAACCUGCCGUGGUCUCGAAAAAGGCAGCGAGCGCACGGACUUUUACGCACGGUUGGAUACAUCAUUUCACGCGUCCUGUGAGCGUUUCAUAACUUCUUCGCUGAGCCACCGAGACGCAGCAAGGCGAGAUGUUCCCCCUGCCGAUGUUCACGCCGGACCAGGUCGCACGGGUGUGCGAGAACUUGGAGGAGACCGGGGACAUCGAGCGCCUCGGCCGGUUCCUCUGGUCGCUGCCCGCCGCUGUCCCUGGCUCCGCCGGGGAAGCGCUGAACCGACACGAGUCCGUGAUGCGAGCGAGAGCUCUGGUCGCCUUCCACGGCGGGAAUUUCGAGGCUCUUUACCAGAUCCUCCAGAGCCACCGGUUUACGCGCGAGUCGCACGCCAAACUCCAAGACCUGUGGCUUGACGCGCACUACCGCGAGGCAGAGAGGCUGCGCGGGCGGCCGCUGGGCCCGGUGGAGAAGUACCGGAUCCGCAAGAAGUUCCCUCUGCCCCGCACCAUCUGGGACGGCGAGCAGAAGACGCACUGCUUUAAGGAGAGAACUCGCAGUUUGCUGAGAGAGUGGUACCUCCAAGACCCCUACCCCAACCCGUCCAGGAAACGGCAUCUGGCCCAGGCCACCGGACUCACGCCCACACAGGUCGGCAACUGGUUCAAGAACCGCCGCCAAAGAGACCGUGCUGCAUCCGCAAAGAACAGACUGCAGCAGGAUCCUUCCCUCCUGCCCUCUGAAAGCUCCCCUGAUGGCUCCCUUCAGGAGCGACGCCACCACCCCCAUUUGCUGCCUACCUCCCCUCGCCACCUAGGCAGCCCAGAGGCCAGCUGACUGCAGCACAGAGACCGAGCGCAGGGGAACGGGAGCCUCCACUCCAGAGAUCUCCGUCAGCAGCGACAGCGAGUUCGAGUCUUGAGAUGACGGACUCUGCUCACAGACAGCCUCUCCUUCCCUGCAGAGAUGAGAGCGGACGCAGACAAAUGUUAAAGACGCUUGACCCGUCUGUGGCCGUGGACCCACACUGGAGCUGUUCUCAGUGGGAGGAGCAUGAGGAGCCCACUUGAUGUGGCUCUGACUGAACAAUAUAAAGGGACCAAAACACAAAAACAUUAUGCACUUAAAAAGCACCAUGGCACACGACCUUGACUGUUACUGCUGACCAUGACUCAGGACUGUAGAUAGGCAAACAUCCAGCGAAUACUUCUACUUUGAACAAGUCUUUUUCAACUCUCAGGCAAAGUAUUUAUAGAAAUAAUGCCAACGGUCUUUAGAUAAUGUGAAUACUUUCAGUUUUGAUACUGUUUCCAGGGAAUAUUUUGGAUAGAUCAUUUUCUAAUAGUUUUUAUGUAAGCUACAUAAUACAUUUGUAUGGAAAUUACUCACAGUAAACAUUAAAUGCCUUGAGUAGGCUACUGUUUAAUGUAAAUAUGUUUACAUGCACAUUAAUAAUUUGACUAUUAUCAGAUUACAGCAACACCCAGACUGUGGAUAUGUUCAUGCAAACACUCUGCAUAUUUUAAAUAUAUAAGACCCAUAAAUUUAAAUGUAUUUUCAGUGUAUGCAUACUGCUGAUUAACACACCUACAUUUACAGCAUAUUUAAUGAUUUCAUACACCUCGCACCUACUGUAGAGUAAUCAGGUCAUAAUGUGCAUGUAAACAUAAUAAAUGACCAAUUCAAGUCAUUUCACUGCCUUAAAAAGGAACAAAGGGCAUCACUCUUUCACAAUGCAAUAAUACAAAAAAAGGUUUAGACAGUCUUAACUAUAUGUAACGAUGCACACGUGCUGCUCAAAACACAAAAAACAUUUUGUUUCCAGCUGUGUUUUACCUGUUCACUUCUCUUUCGGUCGCUGUUUGAAAUACAGUGUUUUCUUUAAAUGCUCCUGAGCUGCUCUGAUGAUGAUGAUUUCCCGCAGGAGCUGAAACAGAAAAAAAAAUGAAAGAGAGAAAGUAAAGCACUAAAUUGGUCUUAACUCAAUGUGCCUAUUACAUUUGAGAACAGUGAGACCUGGUCAGACGUGAUUGUGUCCUCGUGUCAGAGCGACGCACUCAAACGCUUACCGUCUUUCUUAUAACUGUCAUUUCUCACAACACAUUACUGCAUUUCAAUGAAAAGAUGUAUUUUGUAAAUGUUUUAUGUCAA